Molecule: messenger RNA, 2373 nt
Organism: Sorex fumeus (smoky shrew)
Lineage: Eukaryota; Metazoa; Chordata; Mammalia; Eulipotyphla; Soricidae
Gene: DNAI1
Product: dynein axonemal intermediate chain 1
Exons: 20
Biological process (GO): cilium movement; outer dynein arm assembly
Cellular component (GO): outer dynein arm
Molecular function (GO): dynein heavy chain binding; dynein light chain binding
Source: RefSeq, a predicted model, not a curated record
GCGAUGACAUCAUUCCUCCCUGACUCCCGGAGCGCGCACCAGCGGCGGGACCGGCGCCCGGCGGCGAGGACCCGGAGCACGCAGGCCCAGGAUGCCGGGUGGGCCUCGGCGGCUCCCGCGGCCCCGCCCCCUGCCUCCCCGGCGGCUCCCGCAUCCGCGCCCCCUGACGCUCCGUCGUCGCCGUGGCGCUCCCCGCACCCGGGCUACGAGCUUCAACGUGGGCAAAGGAGCCAGGAAAAGAGAUGAAGAUUCAGGCACUGAAUUGGGAGAAGGAACAGACGAAUGGGCCCAAUCCAAAACCAUAGUUAGACCCCCUGACCAGCUGGAGUUGACAGAUGCGGAGCUAAAGGAGGAGUUUACUCGCAUCCUGACGGCCAACAAUCCACACGCUCCCCAGAACAUUGUCAGGUACAGCUUCAAAGAAGGCACCUACAAGGUCAUUGGCAUUGUGAACCAAAUGGCAGUCCACUUCAGCCAGGUCGGGAACCUGGUCCCCAAAGACUCCGAUGAAGGCCGGCGGCAACACUUUCGUGAUGAGAUGGCAGCAGGUUCUGAGGGGUCUGUCAAGGUGGUGAUCUCAGAAAACGAGAACCUUGAAGAAGAGGAGGAGCCCAAGGAGGCAGAAACUGGCAGCCAAACGAACACUGAGGCUGGUGCUGUAAGGGCUGUGUCCUAGGUGGCUGAAGCCGUCAUUGAGGAGGAGCUGUUGACACCCAGGCAGCCUCUGGAACGCAAGCUCACCAACAAGUUCAACUUCAGCGAGAGGGCCUCGCAGACCUUCAACAGCCAGAUGCGGAACCGGGAAUGCCAGAUGGAGCCCCCUCCCAGGACAAACUUUUCAGCCACAGCCAAUCAGUGGGAAAUAUACGAUGCCUACAUGGAGGAGCUGGAGAAGCAGGAAAAAACCAAAGAGAAGGAGAAGACAAAGACUCCAAUAUCUAAAAAAGCGGGGACGAUGGCUAUGAGGAAGAUGGCCUCCAUGGAGUCCCAGAGCGAUGACAUCACCAAAGUGGCACAAGCCGCAAAAAUUGUGGAGCGGAUGGUCAACCAGAACACGUAUGAUGACGUUGCUCAAGAUUUUAAAUAUUACGAGGAUGCUGCGGACGAGUACCGGGACCAGGAGGGGACCCUGCUGCCACUCUGGAAGUUCCAAAACGACAAAGCCAAGCGCCUGGCCGUCACCGCCCUCUGCUGGAAUCCCAAGUACAAGGAUCUCUUUGCAGUGGGGCACGGCUCCUAUGACUUCAUGAAGCAGAGCCGGGGCAUGCUGCUGCUUUACAGCAUGAAGAACCCCAGCUUCCCUGAGUUCUCCUUCAGCAGCGAGAGCGGCAUCAUGUGUCUGGACAUGCACAAGGACCACCCGUACCUGGUGGUCGUGGGCCACUACGACGGCAACGUGGCCGUCUACAACCUCAAGAAGCCCCAGUCCCAGCCCUCAUUCCGCAGUUCGGCCAAAUCGGGCAAACACACGGACCCUGUGUGGCAGGUCAAGUGGCAGAAAGACGACAUGGACAACAACCUGAACUUCUUCUCCGUGUCCUCUGACGGCAGGAUCGUGUCUUGGACACUUGUGAAGAGCGACCUGGUGCACACGGACGUCAUCAAGCUGAAGGUUCAGGGCAAUGGCUUGGAAAGCCUGGAGGGCCUGCAGCUGCACACGAUGGGCUGUGGCACCGCCUUUGACUUCCACAAAGACAUCGACUACCUGUUCAUAGUGGGCACCGAGGAGGGCAAGAUCUAUAAGUGCUCGAAAUCCUACUCCAAUGAGUACCUCGACAUCUUCGACGCCCACAACAUGACAGUGGACGCCCUGAGCUGGAACCCAUACCACACCAAGGUCUUCCUGUCCUGCAGCUCUGACUGGACGGUGAAGAUCUGGGACCACACCGUCAAGACCCCAAUGUUCAUCUAUGACCUCAAUGCUGCCGUGGGGGACGUGGCCUGGGCCCCCUACUCUUCCACAGUGUUUGCAGCCGUCACCACCAACGGGAAAGUUCACGUGUUUGACUUAUCUGUCAACAAGUAUGAAGCCAUCUGCAGCCAGCCCGUGGUGGCCAAAAAGAAGAACAAGAUCACACACGUGCAGUUCAACCCUAUUCACCCCAUCAUCAUCGUGGGUGAUGACCGUGGGCACAUCACCUGCCUCAAGCUCUCCCCCAACCUGCGCAAGAUGCCCAAGGAGAAGAAGGGGCAAGAAGUGCAAAAGGGCCCCGCGGUGGAGAUCGCCAAAUUUGACAAACUGCUGAACCUGGUGAGGGAAGUGAAGACCAAGACCUGACAACUGACCUGUCCCGCCCUGUUAAUCUCCUGGUACUUGUGGCCCCUAACCCAGCCCCCAGGCCCUGAAUGAGCCCCCCAGUAUGUGACCCCAUU